AUGGCCUCGAACACAGAACGCAACCGCUGGUACUCAAUUCCGGCACCGGUCAGGACUCUUUUCAACAAAUUUCCCCUCGUCACAUAUCCCGAGAACGACCUACCGCUCCCUCGACGCAAUCGCGAGAAUGUCCUCUAUGUCUUCGGCGAAAGCCCACUAUCCUACAAUCCAUCGUGCCUCAAAUGGCAAGCAUACCUCCGAUUCAGUGGCAUCAAUUAUAGUGCAAUAGCCUCAAGCAAUCAUGCGUCACCAAGCGGGGCUCUUCCUUUUCUGCUACCCUCCACAGCCGACACCAAACCAUCGAAGCCUGUGCCAUCCAGUAGACUACAAAGAUGGGCAAUGAACAACAGUGCAGCAGCCAUAGAGGAGUCUUCAGACACGCGAUAUGAGGCGUAUCUAUCUCUGCUUGAGCACAAGAUACGAAGAGCAUGGCUCUACAGUGUCUACCUGUCUGCGAACUCUACAUCUAUCGCCGAGCCUUUAUACGUUCUUCCAACCUCUCGCAACUCCUUCGUUCGCCUCACAAUUGCUCGAGAUCUGCGGUGCGCAGCUGAAAAUGAGCUCUUGAAAUUUUCGGCCAUAAUAGAUGCAGAUCUACUACAUUCGGAAGCGGAAGAGGCUUUCAAUUCGUUAGAAAGCCUACUAGGGGAAGACACUUGGUUUUUCGACAACCAGAUGCCAGGGCUUUUUGACGCCAGCGUCUUUGCAUAUACACAUCUGCUGCUAGACGAUAAUUUAGGCAGCGGCUGGGCGGACACAAGAUUGAGAGAUACGAUAGUGCAGAAGAAGCGGCUAGUCGCGCAUCGGAACAGAAUCUUGGAUCAAUUCUUCGCCAGCGCAUAG
This is a messenger RNA of Aaosphaeria arxii CBS 175.79, 843 nucleotides long. RefSeq lists its product as uncharacterized. The transcript is spliced from 2 exons. The record is from RefSeq and is a predicted model, not a curated record. NCBI's taxonomy places the organism in Eukaryota, Fungi, Ascomycota, Dothideomycetes, Pleosporales. The coding region runs from base 1 to 843 and encodes 280 amino acids. Gene Ontology annotation, biological process: mitochondrion organization. Gene Ontology annotation, cellular component: SAM complex.